Molecule: messenger RNA, 940 nt
Organism: Chaetomium fimeti
Lineage: Eukaryota; Fungi; Ascomycota; Sordariomycetes; Sordariales; Chaetomiaceae
Exons: 4
Coding region: 248-922 (224 amino acids)
Source: RefSeq, a predicted model, not a curated record
UGUGAACCUUCCCGUAUGGAAUCAAAGCCUGCCCACCCUGGCAGGCACGCCCGGCACACAGGCAGGGGGUCUGGACGCGUGUCGAUCACUGCAAAAACGCGGGGGUUACACUCGCGUCAUCACCACGGCCAUUACCAAUCCGGACGUGGACUCUUGGUAAUCCGACCGCAACGGCAACGACAGGCAACGAGAGGCGACGACAGGCCGACGACGACAAAGAGAGAAGGAGCGAAAACAAACCGUCAUCAUGAAGGUUAUCGUCACAGGAUGCAACGGUCUCGUUGGCAGCGCCCUCGUCCGGCAAUGCAUUGCAAAUGACAACAUCACCCACGUCUUUGCCCUGACCCGGAAGCCGCUGGACGAGGCCGUUGCCAAGAGCCCCAAGGCCACUGUCAUUCUCCACGACGACUUCUCCUCCCUCCCGCCCGACUUGUUGCGCCAGCUCGCAGGGGCCGAGGGGUGUCUGUGGGCCAUCGGCGGCAGAGCAACCCAGUUCCCGGACGUCGAGACGUACAGACGAGUCCAAGUCGACUACACGCUGGCCGCCGCGAAGGCUUUCCAGGAGACACUAGUGCCGCAGCUGCCCGAGGGCAAGCAGUUCCGCUUCCUCUUCUGCAGCGGCAAGUUCGCCGAGUGGGAUCAGUCGAAGUCGCUGCACUUCAUGGCUGACACCCGACACGUAAAGGGACAAGUGGAACGGGAACUGUGUGAGUUUGCGGAUGCGGACACUGCCAAGCGCUUCGUCGUCUACUGCGGUCGUCCAAGCGGCAUCCUCCCCGGCGACGCCGGUCUCCCUGCGAAGAUCACGGGCAAGUUGUAUGGUGCCAUCGACGCGGACCGCCUAGCGAAGGCGUUCGUUAGGGUGGUCCUUGAGGGCUACAAGGAACGAAUCAUUGAGAACGACACGCUGCUGUCGCUUUGAUUGGCCUGUGUUUGGUUU